AAGCGACGCCCAUUGUGUUGUUAUAAACCGAUGAUAAAAAAGUCAAGGAUUUCCUCCACGAGCUCAGCCAGCAGCUGCAGCCUUGUUCCACACGUCUCCUCCCUACCACCUUCCUGAAAACAACAUUCCGGUGAAAAUGGCCACAGCCGGUAAGGUGAUCAAGUGCAAGGCAGCAGUGGCCUGGGAGCCAAAAAAGCCUCUGGUGAUUGAGGAGAUUGAGGUGGAACCACCGCAAGCUAACGAGGUCCGCGUCAAGAUUGUGGCGACCGGUCUCUGCCGCACCGACCUCUUCUACCUGUAUGAGACCGACAAUAUGGAGCUCUUCCCGAUGGUCCUUGGCCAUGAAGGAGCAGGCAUUGUGGAGAGCGUUGGUCCCGGAGUCACCGAAUUUCAACCAGGUGACAAGGUGAUCCCCCUCAUCAUCUCCCAGUGCAGAGAGUGUCGCUUCUGUAAGAGUCCAAAGACCAACCAGUGUGAGAAAGCCUGGGAUAUUGUUCCUCACAAUGUGACUCAAGCUCCUGCCUCCAAACUAAACUGCAAGGGAAAGAAGUUGCUGCAGUUUAUGGGAAUCAGUACCUUCUCGGAGUACAGCGUGGUCAAUCAGAUCGCUCUCGCCAAGAUUCACCCUGACGCUCCUUUGGAUAAAGUCUGUCUCCUCGGCUGCGGGAUUUGCACGGGAUUUGGAGCCGCAGUCAAUGAUGCUAAGAUAGAACCGGGUUCUACGUGUGCCGUGUUUGGCCUGGGUGCCGUGGGCUUGGCCGCCAUUAUGGGUUGUAAAUAUUCCGGUGCCAAGAGGAUCAUCGCGGUUGACAUCAAUGCGGCCAAGUUUGACAAGGCCAAGGAGUUUGGAGCCACGGACUUUGUCAACCCGAAGGAUCACAGCAAAACCAUCAGUCAAGUGCUGGCUGAGAUGACCAACGGUGGAGUCGACUACUCCAUAGAGUGUGUUGGGAAUGUGGAACUCAUGCGCCAUGCGUUGGAGUCCUGUUUGCAAGGCUGGGGCGUGAGCGUGAUUGUCGGUUGGACCGACAAGUACGAUGUUUCUGUUCGUCCCGGUGAGCUCAUUGCGGGGCGCACGUGGAAAGGCUCCGUGUUUGGAGGUUUUAAGGGUAAGGAUGGUGUGGCUGAGAUGGUAAGAGCCUACCUGGAUAAGAAGGUGAAGAUCGAUGAGUUCAUAACUCAUAAGAUGCCUUUGGACCACAUCAAUGAAGCUAUCACAUUGCUGCAGGAAGGCAAAAGCAUCCGAACGGUCUUGAGUGCUCGUCCACAUUAAGUCAACGUAAUUGGUUUCAAUAACUUCGAAAAGUUCUGAUACUAUAUAUGUAUCAGCCUAUCCCAGCUGUCUUACACCCUGGACUGGUGGCCAGCCAAUCACAGGGCACAUAUAGACAAACAACCAUUCACACUCACAUUCAUACCUAUGGACAAUUUGGAGUGGCUAAUUAACCUAGCAUGUUUUUUUGGAAUGUGGGAGGAAACCGGAGUACCCAGAGAAAACCCACGCAUGCACAGGGAGAACAUGCAAACUCCCACACAGAGAUGGCCGAGGUUGGAAUUGAACCCGGGUCUCCUAGCUGUGAGGCCAGCACGCUAACCACUCGCGCACCGUGCAGCCCAUACAUAAAAAAACAAAAAAACUCCAUAAUUUUCCUGGCCUCGCUUUCUCUCUCUCUCUCUCUCUAUAUAUAUAUAUAAAAUUAUUAUAUAUUAUUAUAUAUAAUAAAAUUAUAUAUAUAUAUAUUCAAAAUUUUGCCAUAAUUUUGGCAAAUUUAUAUAUAUAUAUAUAAACUCCAUAAUUUUGCUGGCCUCUAUAUAUAUAUACAUAAAUUUUGCCAUAAUUUUGACAAAUUUAUGUAUAUAUAUAAACUCUAUAAUUUUGC
Molecule: messenger RNA, 1880 nt
Organism: Doryrhamphus excisus (bluestripe pipefish)
Lineage: Eukaryota; Metazoa; Chordata; Actinopteri; Syngnathiformes; Syngnathidae
Source: RefSeq, a predicted model, not a curated record